AUGAAUGUCUCGCGUCCAGCGGAAUCGGUCAGCCACCCAAAUGGCGUGACAAAUGGCUCUAGUACUGUAGCCUCGAACGGCAUCGCCAACGGAACGGCCAGUGUUCCCACGCCAGGCCUGAGAUAUGGCAUGUUCAGUAACUGGAGGCCUCAUUCGAAGAAGAAGGAUGACCGCGUGGAAGCAUUGGAAGUGAUUAAGAAUGGCUUGUCCAAGAUGACCAGAGUCAAGGCUGUUCUCGGAUUGGAUAUCGGACUGGAUAGCGGCCCGAUUUACAUUGACACACGGGAGGAGCCUCGCAUACUGCAGACAUUUGACGGAGAACCCGACUGCCGGGUGAAAAUAAAACCUCGCUAUAUCAUUGCUUUUGCUCAGGGCCAGCUGGAGCCGCGAUAUGCUCUAUUUAAGGACGGUUUCUUCGACGAGUCGACAUUGCCCAAGGGAGACAUCAAAGUUGCAGUCAAAUUCGCUGACGCCUUGUGCCCUGUGGAUCCAGUACAUCCUGUAUCGCCCAGCCCUGGGGCCAGGUUACCGACUCCAACGGAAGACAUUGACCAGGUCAGGCGAGAUCUGAAAGAAUUUGGCUAUGGCUUGGUGAAGAAUGCUUUGACCCAGGACCAAGUCCAGCUUUUGGCAGAAGCCAUUCGUCAACAGGGACGCGGUGAGGUAGAAGCUGGUGUUGCAGCGAAGGAUGGAGGCCCAAACGCGCCCAACCAAAGGAUCUGGACAUUGAUCAACAAAGGACAAGAAUUCCUCGAUCUGCUAGAACAUCCUUUGAUUGACGAGGUUAUACCAGAAAACUUGGGUGAACACUUUCUGGUCCACAGCUACAGCGCAAACAUUGCACGCCCUGGGAAUACACCGAUGAUGUUGCAUACGGAUCAGGUCGGCAUUCAACCGCCUGUUCGGAACGUGUACUUUGGCAUCAACAUCAUGUGGUUUCUGACGGAUGUCACGGCAGAGAAUGGUGGAACGCGUGUAUUUCCCGGCAGUCACCUUGGUGCCGUUGCUCCAGAUGAUCCUUUUAAUAUCGACGGGACAGUGGCAGCAGAAGGGCCAGCAGGUACAGCACUUGUCUUCGAAAGUCGACUCUGGCACGCCACGGGUCCCAACAGAAUGACAAGUGGAGAGAGGCCAGUGAUUCUCAUGUUCUUCAUGCGGUCCUAUAUCCGGCAACAAGAGAACAACUUCCUGUCCAUCAGACCCGAAGUCGAGGCCAACUUGUCUGACCGUGCCCGGAGGAUGUUGGGGUGGUGUACAGAUGGGGCAUUCGGUGGCAUUGAGGGCGAGGUUCGCGAAGGAAACUUCGUCAAGAAGCUGGCCAACCCGGUUGGGCCUUUCAGGGACUCGCAUAGAUAUACGCCGUUCCGGAUGGAUAUGAGAGCGAAAGGGGUCAUCGCUUCCCGCACUGCCGAGCUAAGUGGGAAUAGAGAGGUGUAG
This is a messenger RNA of Fonsecaea nubica, 1437 nucleotides long. RefSeq lists its product as hypothetical. The record is from RefSeq and is a predicted model, not a curated record. NCBI's taxonomy places the organism in Eukaryota, Fungi, Ascomycota, Eurotiomycetes, Chaetothyriales, Herpotrichiellaceae. The coding region runs from base 1 to 1437 and encodes 478 amino acids. The transcript has 2 exons.